AUGCCGGCGAUGGUGGGGACACCGGCCGAGGCACAACAAUCGCGCUGGUAUGCGGCAGGAUCCGUUCAAAGCCAGGGCGGCAGCGCCGCGGCGUCAGAGGGAUGGCCUCUGGCCGCCCAUCACACGCACCACCCGCGCAUCCUUUCCUGCCGUUCCCUCCAGCGAUUCGCGCUCACCUCGUACGGCUGCAGCUUCAGCUUCUCCACGGCAAACUGGUAG
Molecule: messenger RNA, 219 nt
Organism: Auxenochlorella protothecoides
Lineage: Eukaryota; Viridiplantae; Chlorophyta; Trebouxiophyceae; Chlorellales; Chlorellaceae
Exons: 1
Coding region: 1-219 (72 amino acids)
Source: RefSeq, a predicted model, not a curated record